Macrosteles quadrilineatus (aster leafhopper) is the source of this 1335-nucleotide messenger RNA. Its product is annotated as UMP-CMP kinase 2, mitochondrial-like. The transcript is spliced from 7 exons. Gene Ontology annotation, cellular component: cytoplasm; mitochondrion. Gene Ontology annotation, molecular function: dTMP kinase activity. The record is from RefSeq and is a predicted model, not a curated record. Lineage: Eukaryota; Metazoa; Arthropoda; Insecta; Hemiptera; Cicadellidae. Gene Ontology annotation, biological process: dUDP biosynthetic process; dTTP biosynthetic process; dTDP biosynthetic process. The coding region runs from base 80 to 922 and encodes 280 amino acids.
CAAAUGCAAUGCAUUGUGUGUGCUGGUCAUAUCUUGUUUUAAACUUUCAGAAGAAUCGGCAGCUCAACAAAAAUGUAACAUGACAUCAAAACAGGACAACUCUGGAGACACUGAGAUGAAGUUCGUCGGAGUUUUUAAAUCUCUGGAUGCUGUGAAAAAAUGUCUUCAUAGUGAUAAGUAUUUUAGUCUGCCAGAAGUACAAGAGCUUCUGAAGAUCUUUGAUGAGAACUAUUCCAAAGCUAAUGAAGUAGUAGAUAGAUCCAAACGUAAAGUUUUCAUUGUUCUCGAAGGCAUUGAUGCAUCAGGUAAAACCACAAUCAGUGGUCGACUGACUCGCUUGAUCAGUGGACAGCAACUGGGUACGCCACCCCCUGCGCUACUGGGGCUGAGGGAGAAGUUUGACGCCCAUUCUCUAGAGCUGCGCCGGGCCUACUACGCCCUCGGUAACUAUCUCGCGGCCCAGCAAGUGAGAGAAGCCUACAUUGACAAACCAGUCAUCAUGGACAGGUUCUGGCAUAGUACCGCGGCGUACGCCAUUGCACAACAGGCAGUGGAAGAUUACAACGGCACUCUGCCGGCAGAGAACGAUGAGGUUUACGAGUGGCCUCACGACCUUCUCAAACCCGACAUUGUCUUCUUCCUCUCCGUCAGCGAGAGCAAGCGACUCGACCGACUCAUGAGGAGGAAGAAUAAGAGUGUCACUCGGGAGGAACUGAGAAUGAAAGACAACAAGGAACUAAGAGAGGCAAUGUUGCAAGCUUAUCUUCGGAUGAAGAAUCCUAGAGUCAGAGUCAUCAACGCAGACAAUUAUCCCAAGGUUGUUUUGAGGGCUUGUACGAACACACUCACUGCGGAGAAGCUUGUUAAGAUUGACACUGGCGCAACAGAAGAAGGCAUUCCAAAAGAGACUUUACAAACAUAAUGUGUUGCUUCAGUCCUCUUUAUAUAACUGUAAACAAGGUGUGCCUUAACAACAUAAUGCUUUCAUAUUGAUCUUUAAUACUCCAUAAUAUAUCAGUAUAAUAUUCAAUUAGGUGUUAAUGCCUCAUAAUGUUCAGUAUAAUAUUCAGUUAAGUGUACAAAAGAGUUUGCAUAAGAUAAUGGAAUUAAAAACUUGAAUUUCAGUAUUUUGUGGUAAAAACCGCUUUGUAUGUUUGUAGAAAAUUAUUGGUAUCAACAUCAACUAUCAAGGCACCUCUUUUACACAGUUACAGUACUCUUUUUUGUAUAAUGUAUUGUAUUGUUACCAAAGUUAUAUUUUGUCACUGACAAAAUUGUAUGCAUUUAUGUAAUAAAAUGACUGUAAUGUAUUAAAUAAAAUAAAAAAUGUUCAGA